AUGGAGCAGCCACGCCGCAUGACUCAGGCGAUGCGCUUCGACACGAGCUUCUGCAUGUGGAGGCUGGCAUGGCACUCACUUUCCGUGCUCCGCGCCUGUGCCAAGUCGACUUUGGAUUCAUUGUGCAGGCCGAACUUCAAGAAGCUCGGCAUCAGACAGUCCCACCUUCGCCCAGGCCGGCUGCACGGCGCUUGCAGGCAACAGCCACAACAUGACAUUGACAAGCUUCCAGGCUCCCUUCUGAAUUCUUCUGACGCAGGUCGCCAGACGACGACAGCGAGGACCACGGCAGAUGAAGACGAUUAUGCCGAGCUGCGGCAAGCUCGGCAAGACCAGGAAGAGCUGGAGCGGGCACUCCACCAGGCGGAGCUCCACCUUCGCGAGGUGCAGUUGCAGCCAGACCAGGGUGGAGACUCAGCCGACCAUCCAGAAGACACCGGCUUCACGGCCCCGGAGCAAGAGAAGGCAGAGGCGCUUGUUGCCGAGAUCCGAUGUUUCCGGCGCCGCGAGCAAGAUGCAGCGGAGGCACAGCGCCUGCGGCAGGAUGAGCUGCUGCAGCACCUCCACCUCCUCGAGGCCAGGGGUCGAGACGAGCGCUGGGCCUUGCGCGAGGAAUUGACCGAGGCCUGUGUUCAUGCGGAAGUGCUACACUCGGAGAUCAGUGCCGAAAAGAAAGCCCGCGAAGCUACGCUUGAGCGUUUGCGGGAGGAGGAAGUGUACCUCGUUGGCCAGGUCAGUGAGGUGCAGGAAGAGGCCGACCACGUCUCGAGGAGCUCCUACUGGUCUGUGCACAGUGAGUCGAUUUGCUCCGAUUGGUCCGAGGUUGCGCGUGCGCGCGCGGCUCUGGAGCCGUUCGACAUCAGCACACCGCGCGGCCAGGCCUCCACUCCUUCACCGACAGAGGCGGAAUCCCCAGGACGAACGUCUUUGCUGUCGGAACUCCGGGGAAGUCGACGAGAGCGAACUCGUGCCUCCCUAGCAGCAUACCGUCCGUUGCAGGGCGGAGCAUCCAUGCCGGAUCAAGGACAGCCAGGGAGUCCGGAAGUACCGGACGCCUCGGCCGUACCAGGCAAAGCCCGUCGUGGAGAGCGCCACCGCUCUUCUCUGGCUUCUUUCCGCAGUGUGGAUCGCCUUGGCCAAGCGAAGGUCGGCAAUACCCAGGCGUCCGCCGCCCAAGGUUCAGCGCAGCGCCUGAGCGUGAUCGGGGAAGAGGAGCCGGCUGUGCCAGCCGCGAGCAGCGAGCUGAGCGGGGCCGCCUUGCAGGAGGCCUCCGGCCUGCCAGCUGACAAGGAAACCUCCAUGCCGGAGGCCCACGAAGGCGCUGCCGAAAGCAUCGAGUCCCAAAGCCUGGGAGGCGCUUCGGACGAUGUGGCGGCGAGGUGCCGCGGGGUCUUGGAAUGGACCCUUUGUCCAGAGACUGGAUCAGCCACAGCACAGUCGUCUCCUCGUUGGGCUGGCCCAAGCCUUUUCCAAGUGGAGCAAAUGGCAACGGGACGCAAGGUCUUUCGUCUUUCGCAACAGCUUGCCGGCCCCGUUGCAGAGGGUCUCUCCAUCCCUCUGCUGGCCAUUGCAGCUGUUCGCGAAGACAAAGAGGACCCGCUGGGUCUUGUCUUCGUUGUGAGGUACAAGGCAGUGGGCGAACGCGUUCAGGUGCACUUUCGGGCCGCAACGAAAGAAAGCCGUUCCUCCUGGGUCUCAUCGCUUUGCCAGGCCAUCCACGAAGCCCGCCUGUGCGCAAAGCCCUCCAAGCCCCCGAGAGUCGAAGCCAAGGUGCCUGAGGGGGCGUAG
Messenger RNA from Symbiodinium natans, 1788 nucleotides. NCBI's taxonomy places the organism in Eukaryota, Dinophyceae, Suessiales, Symbiodiniaceae. The record is from the annotation of a GenBank genome assembly.